AUGUCACUCAUCGCCAGGCGCGCCGCCCGCGUCACCUCUGUUGCAAGGCUUACUGCAGCGCUCGCCUUAAGGCCAAGGACAUACGCUAUUGAAGCUGCCAAGGACCCAGAGAGCAAUGACGACUACCCGAAAGUUCCCAGCGUUUCGCGACAAUAUCUUCCUGCAACAGGCUGGCAGGAUCCACUGUUGCGGCGUAACUUCGGUGACCCUGUGCAUGAAAAAGAAGAGUUGUACUCUAUGUGGGGUCCGGACAUUCCCACUAUUGCACCGCAUAUCGCCCUACGCCACUUCACCUACGCAGCAAUCUCCUUUGUCUCUUUCGGCUUCCUUGUGAAAUAUGCCCUGAUACCAGAGAUGCCCGCCAUUCGCCGCGAGUACCCGUUUGGCGGCUUAGUGACUGAGCUCGGUGGUGUGGAUGCAAACAAGGUUCGGUAUCUAACAGGAUCUGGCAUGCAAUUGCUCACAAUAAUUUCUCUCAGGCAAAGGUGGAGGAUGAGAAUGACGUGGACUAGGAUCAGUACAUCUAUUGAGACAUUGUCCGCAAAUGAGCCAGUCGAUGAAUGGAUAAUCUGA
This is a messenger RNA of Guyanagaster necrorhizus, 573 nucleotides long. RefSeq lists its product as uncharacterized. The transcript has 2 exons. The record is from RefSeq and is a predicted model, not a curated record. Lineage: Eukaryota; Fungi; Basidiomycota; Agaricomycetes; Agaricales; Physalacriaceae. Gene Ontology annotation, cellular component: respiratory chain complex I; mitochondrion. The coding region runs from base 1 to 573 and encodes 190 amino acids.